Messenger RNA from Brachypodium distachyon (stiff brome), 1795 nucleotides. RefSeq lists its product as uncharacterized. The transcript has a single exon. The record is from RefSeq and is a predicted model, not a curated record. Bases 433 to 1632 code for a protein of 399 amino acids. Gene Ontology annotation, molecular function: protein binding. Lineage: Eukaryota; Viridiplantae; Streptophyta; Magnoliopsida; Poales; Poaceae.
GUAUCACCGGGGCGCGCCACUACUAUUUUUGCCAAGUGUCCAUUGAUAACAGGGCGCCUAAUAAACCCGUGGGAGAUGAGCUCGUGCACCCGUCCCUGUUCGGUGCUCCUCCUUGUACGAUGUCGCCGCAUUAUUUUUCUUUUACGGCGCCAUUGUUCAUGGGAACAAGACGACAAGGAGAGGCUCUAGCGAAUGGCUCGACAGAUCCCACCCACUACGGCGUGUCCGGAGUUUCCAAUGAACUCCUCCCUCACGCUUCGAUCCGUCCGUCCACCCGCCAUGGAAGCCGCCCAAUUUUUGGGUGUAUAAAUAGAUGCAGCAUGUUCUCCUUCCAACACUCCCCCGGUUGGCUAGGUUCUCUUCCUUUGAUGAAGGAAGAAGAAGAAGAGGCUAUAGCUAGCAAGUAGCUGAUCGAUCGAAUUAACGAACGUCAUGGGUUCCUUGCAGGGCGACGUGGCCACCUCGCCGUCUCUGUCCAGCACCGGCAGCAACGACGGGGGACGCGUCGGCGGCGGCGGCGGCGGCGACAUUAACAACGGCGUCUACGACGGCGCCAGGAUAUACGCGUGCUUCACGCACGGCGGCUCCAACAGCCUCGAAUGCUACGAGCCGGGGGCCAACACGUGGCGCAGGGUGGGGCCCAUCCCGGGGGUCCCCGCUGGCCACGUCCUCAAGGGCUUCGCCGUCGUGGCCCUCGGCGACUCCGUCUUCCUCAUCGGCGGCCGCCUCUGCCGCAGAGACCUCACGGGCGAGUCUCACCGCGACACGGACGUGGGCGUGCGUGCCGACGUGCUUCGCUACGACGCGCGCGGCGGCGAGUGGCGGGGCUGCGCGCCGCUGGGCGUCGCGCGGUUCGACUUCGCGUGCGCGGUGUGCCACGGCAGGAUCUGCGUGGCCGGCGGGCUGACCUCGCUGUCCGGCGCACGUGGCACGGCGGCGGCCGAGGUGUACGACGCCGACCAGGGCCGCUGGACGCGGCUCCCGGACAUGAGCACGCGGCGGUACAAGUGCGUGGGGGUGACGUGGCAGGGCGGGUUCCACGUGGUGGGCGGCUUCGCGGAGAGCACGAGCGCGGCCGCGGCCACGUCGGCGCUCGGCGGUGGCGACGUGUCGUCGUCCAGCGCGCUGGAGCGGAGCUCGGCGGAGGUGUUCAACUGCGGGCGUGGCGCGUGGGAGAUCCUGCCUGGCAUGUGGCAGCUGGACGUGCCGCCCAACCAGAUCGUCGCCGUGGCGGGGCGGCUCUUCAGCUCCGGCGACUGCCUCAACAGCUGGAAGGGCCACGUGGAGGCCUACGACGGCCAGCUCAACAUCUGGAGCGUCAUGGACCACUCGGCCGUCGCCGACCUCUCGCUCCUCGCCAGCCUCCCGCCGUCCGCGCAGCAGCUCUACCUCACCAUGGCCGUCGUCGGCACCCGGCUCUUCUUCCUCGCCGGGUACGAGGUGCCCUGCGACGACGACGAGGAGAGCUUCAGGACUCUGUCGCUGGUGCACAGCUUUGACACAAGCGCCGUGCCCGGGCUGGUGUCGGCGUGGAGCAGCUUCCAGCCCAAGAUGGUGGAUCAGGAGAACACCGUUGAGGACGGCAGCAAGGAGCUCUUCAGCCAGUGCUGCUCCGUGCAACUCUCCAGCUAAUUUUACAGACUUGUCCAGUGCUGUACUGUACGCAGUCUGUAUCAUUGGUUUUAAAUCACAGAGAGUUGCUACUUUUGCUGUUGUUGUGAAUGCGUGUGAGUGUGACUGUACAAGUGUAACACAAGGCUAUAUAUGGAUAAAAAAAGAAGAUAUAAUUUCUUUG